Molecule: messenger RNA, 3828 nt
Organism: Tachysurus vachellii
Lineage: Eukaryota; Metazoa; Chordata; Actinopteri; Siluriformes; Bagridae
Gene: ccdc142
Product: coiled-coil domain containing 142
Exons: 13
Coding region: 200-3274 (1024 amino acids)
Source: RefSeq, a predicted model, not a curated record
AGAGGCUUUUAACCGUUUCCAUGUUUUCUUGCUUCUUCAAAACAGAGUUUUAACGCUGGACUCAGUCAUCAUAUGAUAUAUUGUGCUUAUAAAUGUCCUAGAGGUGAUUUUCUGGUACAGUGUGUGUUACAAAGAAGAAGUUGUUUAACCAGGAUUUUAGGUGAAAUGUGAAAGCUGAGUUAAUGAUCUGAAAGAGAGAAUGGCUCAGAUAUCUAGUAGUCUUCAGGAAGGACACAGUGAGGAUGAACACAACAACAAAACACAAACACAUCAUCAUGCUGCAGACAGAGCACCACCGUCUGCUGGGAAUGACAGCUCUAAGCUUCAAGUCUCAGAUACUGAACACGUCACUUUGAGAAAACCAAACACUCCUCCAGAAAUACUGUCUGGAAAAAAAUAUUCCUCAACAGACAAACACAAUGGUCCUCAGUACCAGCAGCUGUUUAUUAAGUCCCAUCAGAAAACAGAUCCUCUGUUUCAGAGGUGCUUCAGUACCAACUCUAAGCUCCCCCUGAGACAGAAACGCGACAGCUGGAACUAUGAAAAUGAAGAUCAUUUUAUAGCAUGUCAGGAUUUUACCUCUCGUUCUUCCCAACGCCUCCAGCACCUAGAGCACACUGUACUGAGUCUCAGUUCUCAGUGCCGUGUACUGCAUGGAUCAGGAGGCUCUCUGAGAGGGUGUAUUAGAGGACUGUCUACUUCAGAAGAGGUGGAAUUUUACUAUCAUCCUCAGGCAGCAGUCUUUAGCCAGCAUUAUGCACAGCUCCAGCACCUUCUGGAACAACGGGCUCAGCUACUCUUUCUCCACGAGUAUGGCCGUCGCUGUCGUGCAGCUAACUGCUUUAUAUCUCGAUUGGGUGAUGUGCUGGGGAAAGCCCGUCUCUUAGCCAGCAGGGUUCAAAGUUCAAAUGAACAAGUUAAUGCUUCCUGGGACCUGGAUCUUAGGGCUAUGUGUGAGGAACUGCAGGUCCACCUUGGCCACUGGGACAUGCUGUAUGCCAGAGUGUGCUCAGACCACUUCUUGCAAACUGUUCUUUUUAGCCAUACAGAGAUGGUAGGUUCAAUGCAGAGAGGGCUGUGGUUACUGGGACAGCAAGCCAUGCUGCUGAUUGAGAAUUGCAUGCACACAGUGAUUAAAGCUUUAGCUGCUACCCAGCUGGCAUGUGUUCCAAGAGAUGCCUUAGAGGACUUGCUGUCUGCUGUAGAGCUAUAUAAUCAUGUCAUAGCAAAACCAAGGGCCCAGAAAAAAGCUGAAGAUUGGAGUUUGCAGACUUUGUUCACGUCCGAUUGUUCUCACAUGAGGUCAGGCUUGCCCAGGAAGCACGUCAGACCUGGAGCAUUGUCUGUGGUGGAAAUCUUGAGGAUCACGGCGCAGCUUCGAGCUCAAAUUGCAGCCAUGCAGCUUUACAGCUGGACAUGCCAGCAAACUGAUCUUUUUUCUCUUUCAGGAAAAACCAGCAUGAAAUGGGGGUACUGGGAUUGUCCCAGUCUUCUUAUUCCACCUGCUUCAGGUCAACCAAUCCUAGAUCAGUCCCCUAAGAAGACACUCAACAGUUUUUGGUCUUCCAACUUGCCCUUGUUUAUGUUUGCUCACCAAGAUCGAGAGGACAUUAUGGAAACUCUUUUUCAUGUCUUGGUAUCCUCAACAGACCUCUUAGAUCCACACAUUCCCAAAAGACCACAAUGGGAUAGGAAUGUUUCUGCAGAGAAGAGCUGCAGAGCCAGUGGGCGAGAAGAAAAUAAUUAUCCGGAAAAAUGUCCCUCUCGUAUUCAAACCACUGAUAAGCAGAUGGACCUGAGCAGCUUGGAUGCAUGUGUGGCACUUUUCUGUCAGUACAGGGAUAUACUCUGGAGGGAAUUUGGCAAAGCACUUAUCAAGCUUUUUUAUUACCCGUCUCACAGCAGUAUUUUGGGGGGCAUGAACCAGUGGAAUGAUCAGAGGAUGUUCCUUCUGUUCGGAUGGCUGAUGCAAGCUUGUAAAGAAGAUUUGGUUCCAGCUGAAUGCAAGGAUGUCUUGAAUAAAUUCUGCUCCCAUAUUUUAUCUACUGCUGCCUUUGUGCACUGGGAUGCAACAAUGUGUGAGUCACUGGGUUUAGGGAUGAAGGAUAAGUGUUUACCGAGAGCCAUGAGGGUUCCUUCUUCUGUAAGAACCGCCACCAUGGAUCUUUCGCUCCAGCUUUUCCCUCCUCUCCUGUCUGUGCUCCAGCUACUGCAAACCACACACACAAACUUAGGAGAGAUAGCAACCAGGAGCCUUGGUUUGUAUCAUCUUGGGUUGCUGUGCAGGGCUCAAGCCACUGUCCAGUCCUCUACUUUCUGGGUUGUGAGUAAGGCCUACCAGUUUCUGGCCUCAUGGUCUCUUACUAAGUUUGUGCUGGUCACACAAGGAGAUCUUAAGGCUCUCAGGGAGGCGGUGGAGAGUCUCGUGCAGCAGCUGAACACUGUGGUUGGAAGAAACGAUCAUCAUCUCAUCAUGGAAAAUAGACUGAAACUAUCUCAUGCAGUCUCACAACUACAGGCUUUCUCUGAACUGGUCCUGAGGAUCUUUUCAAUGGACUGCAAGAAAAUGUCGAUGGAGAUUUUUGAGCAGACAAUGCCAUCAGCAAAACACUGGAGAGUCAACAAUAAAACAGGAUUACCCAGCACCCCGAGUGAUUAUGCAGUCUUUGCAGCUCAGAGUGUGCUUGGCCAGGUGUUCGAGGGAGUGCAGCCCCUACCGGAUGAGACUCGCAUUCCAGCACUGGUAGAAGCCAUGACUGCCUUCAUGGAGGCCUGGAUGGAGCACAUCCUCAAACAGAAAAUCAAAUUCAGUGUUCAUGGAGCCCUGCAGCUGAAGCAGGAUUUUGAUCUCAUUCGAGAGUUGAUUCGUUCAGAGAAGUACAGCCUGUCGGAGGAGCUGCACCACCGGCUUCUCUCACUGCGUGUCUUUCAUCAAGUGGACAGCGCCAUAGUGUGCCUGUUACAGCAACCUGUGACCAAACCGUACAUGCCCUCUCACAGAUGGGAGGCUUUCAGGCACUGCUGCCCAAACAGGGCACAGGUAGUGGACCAGGCAGUUGGAAGCCUCAAUAAUCUGGAGACUAUAGACAUCCAGGCUGCCUGUCAACAGGCCUUGACUCAAGCAGAAGGCUCUGGGAGCCCUGAACUGCUCUCCACAACUCCACCAGAGUCCUACCUAGCUGUGGCACAGCAGGAGUGGCUGAACCUGCGCAUCCACACCAGCUCUCGCUGGAGGAUCCCUGGGCUGCGCUGUUUCACCAAAUCUGAGCCCUGAAACACUGAUACAAACAUUUAAUCGUCAAGCUAAACAACAGUCACAGUUGUGAAAGUAUGAAGUUCACACUGCUGAAUUAACAAUAUGAAGUACUUUGAAAACAGUUAACUUUUUUUAAUUGAAACAUUUUAAUUGAUAUUUCUAGUAGCUAUUAGUAACUAUUAACAUCUUUCUAAACAUAACUGACACAACUGAACAAACUUAAAAGAUUUUUUAGUUUUUAUUUAAUAAGCAAUCUUUUUUUUACAUAUUAAAAUGUUUGGAAUGUGCCAUAAUAGUUUAUUUUAAAGCAUUUUGGCAUUUUUGUAUGUUACAGAUCUUAUGAUAUUGCAACUAAUGCUAUAGAACAUUGAUGUAAAUGUGUUAACAGAAGGUGCUGAGGAAGAUUUACUGAAUUUAAUUUAUGAUGGUUAAAACCAAAGCAGGUCACAUCUGGUAUAUUUGGAUAAACCGAUAUAUAUAAUAUAUAUUUUUUUUAAAUAAUGUGCCUUUUUAUGUUUCUUAUACUGUACUGUAUAUUAUGAUAAAAAUAGGUUUAUGGACAUGUAACUCUU